AUGUCACCUCCAGCAACAACAACAAGUACAUCAACGAAGAUGAACGGUGAUGGACAAAGUCCUAAUGAAAAUGAUUUAUCAUCAACAGAUAAAAAUUCCUUAAUAACAAUAUCUCCAUUAAAUAAAAUUGAAAAAGUUAUUGUUCAUCCACUUGUACUAUUAAGUGUUGUGGAUCAUUUUAAUCGUAUGGGAAAAAUUGGAAAUUCUCAACGUGUUUGCGGAGUAUUACUUGGUUCACUUAAAAAUAAAAUUCUUGAUGUUUCAAAUAGUUUUGCAUUACCAUUUGAUGAAGAAGAAAAAGAAAAAGAAGUUUGGUUUCUUGAUCAUGAAUAUUUGGAAAAUAUGUAUACUAUGUUUAGAAAAGUUAAUGCUCGAGAACGUAUUGUUGGAUGGUAUCAUACAGGUCCAAAAUUACAUCGAAAUGAUAUAACAAUUAAUGAAUUAAUUCGAGAAUAUCAUCCUGAUUCCGUUCUUGUUAUUAUUGAUGCUAAACCAAAAGAUUUAGGUUUACCUACUGAAGCAUACAUUGCUGUUGAAGAAAUUCAUGAUGAUGGAAGUCCAGCUUCGAAAACAUUUGAACAUUUACCGUCAGAAAUUGGUGCAGAAGAAGCAGAAGAAGUUGGAGUUGAACAUCUUCUUCGUGAUAUUCGUAAUGCAACUGUUGGUACACUUUCACAACGUAUUACAAAUCAAUUAAUGGGUCUUAAAGGUUUAACAAAAAGUUUAUAUGAUGUUCGUGCUUAUCUCGAUAAAUUAUUAGCAAAUAAAUUACCAAUGAAUCAUCAAAUUUUAUCCCAUAUUCAAGAUAUAUUUAAUUUAUUACCUGAUGUAACACAACAAGAUUUAAUAAAAUCAAUAUAUGUUAAAACAAACGAUGAAAUGUUACUUGUUUAUCUUUCAUCAUUAAUUCGUUCAAUAAUAGCAUUACAUAAUUUAAUUAUGAAUAAAAUUCAAAAUUCCGAUGCAGAAAAAGUUGAUAAUACAACAACAACAACAACAGCAACAACUGUCGAUAAAAAAACUGAGAAAGGAAGUGGUGAUAAAUCAUCAACAACAACAACUGGCAAUUCUAGUUAA
Molecule: messenger RNA, 1077 nt
Organism: Adineta steineri
Lineage: Eukaryota; Metazoa; Rotifera; Eurotatoria; Adinetida; Adinetidae
Source: the annotation of a GenBank genome assembly